Molecule: messenger RNA, 969 nt
Organism: Peronospora belbahrii
Lineage: Eukaryota; Oomycota; Peronosporomycetes; Peronosporales; Peronosporaceae
Source: the annotation of a GenBank genome assembly
AUGAGUGCAAGUGAUGACGACGAAGAUGCUACGCUGGACUUCAGUGGACUCGACAUCAGUGAUGACAACGGAGGUCCAGUACAGUACCAGCAGACUGGAAAACGCAAGGACCGUUCGAGUGACGCCAACAGCAAGGAUGCCUACUCGCGUCCAGCUCAUCAUGGUGCUAGCCUCGAAGAAGCAAGUGCUCCUGAUCGCGCAUUUCGGCGCCAAGUGAAGAGUCGACCAGGCAUGCAUGCUGGACCUGAUCUGUCAGAAGAAGAAGAAAAGGACAACCAUGAUGAUGAAGAUAGCGUCUCGACUCCUCCAAUGUUUUGGCGAGCAAGUGUCAACGCAGUUGAAGUGAGCGAUCUGUCAGAGCCAACGACAUUUCAAGACGCGGUAAACGGACCCGACAAAGCUCACUGGCGUGAAGCAAUCAACGCAGAGCUCAAGUCGAUGCAACUUUGUGGAGUAUUUCGUGCGGCUGUAUUGCCAAAAGGACAACAAGCUAUUGGAACCAAGUGGGUGUUCAAGAUCAAGCAAAAAGCGGACGCUUCAAUCGAGAAGUACAAGGCACGACUUGUGGCCAAGGGCUUCAAGCAGAAGUACGGCAUCGACUACACGGAGACAUUCUCACCAGUGGUCAAGUAUGUGACGCUGCGCAUGGUGGUCGCGAUUACCAAGUACUUUGGCUGGCCUCUUGACCAACUUGACGUGGUCACAGCUUUUCUCUAUGGUGUGAUGAAAGAAACGGUGUACUGCGCGGUUCCAGAAGGCGUCGAAUUGGACGGAGACUUCAACUGCCUCGAGUUGGUGAAGGCAAUCUACGGUCUCAAGCAAGCUUCUCGUGUAUGGAACGAGACCUUCGACGAGUUUGUUUGCUCCAUCGACUUUCAAGUUUCGGCCUAUGAUCCGUGCCUUUACAUCAAGAUUGUGGAGCGGUCACUGCGUACUGUUGCUGGUCUACGUGGACGAUGUUGCUGGUGA